GUGGUAGGGGGUUGUUCGGGGCCCGUGAGGGACGAGAAUCAUUCAAUUCAAUUCAAUGCUGCUUAAUGGAGGAGGAGGACGAGGAUGACGAAGACGAUGAAGAAGACCAGGAGGAGGAGGAGGAACAAUUAGUGAGAGAGAUGGCUAGAAAUGGCAGCGGCAUUGGGGUCUCCUCUGCUGCCUUACAAGCUCGUUGUCGCCAUGACUGCUGCGAUUCGGGGGGGAUUGCGGCUCGGCCACGCACUUGCCGCCGUUGCGGACCACCACCACCUGCAGCUAGUUCCGCAGUGGCUUCCUCUUUCUGCCACUCGCCACGGCGAUUUCAUCCGGUAGUGUUUUCCCUGCCGGUUCAUGAAAAAUGUUCGGGGUGCUGUUGCCGGAAACGUGACGUUUCAACGGAAUCCCCAUUCGUCGCCGUGAGUUGUUGCGGUCGGUAUGUGGGAGGACUCACCUCAGAGGGCGCUAGGGAGCCAGCAGGAGCCGUCGUCACGCCGCUUUUGCUUGUCGGUUCGAGGUGCACUUUAGCCGCGCCGCUGGAGGGAGUCGUCCAUCUGGGCGUCCUUUCUCCCACAGGACAUCAAGCUGCAACGUCGGCAGCGUCCGGUUCAGGGGACCCGCAGUUCAACCCCAAUGUGAUUGUGAUCGUCGUCAUCCUCUGCGUGGUAUUUAUACUGUCCGGGUUACUACACUUGCUCGCGUGGUGCCUGGGUCGACGGCGGCUUCCUCCGCGCAACCAUAGCCCCAUUGCGAGUGCACUUUAUGGCCAGCUGCAGCAAUUGUUUCACCUGCAUGACGCAGGCGUGGAGCAAGCCUUCAUUGACACGCUGCCAGUGUUCUCCUAGGCGUCCAUCCGGGGGCUUAAGUACAGU
Messenger RNA from Physcomitrium patens, 869 nucleotides. Lineage: Eukaryota; Viridiplantae; Streptophyta; Bryopsida; Funariales; Funariaceae. The record is from RefSeq and is a predicted model, not a curated record.